Nilaparvata lugens (brown planthopper) is the source of this 2678-nucleotide messenger RNA. RefSeq names its product zinc finger FYVE domain-containing protein 21. The transcript has 8 exons. The record is from RefSeq and is a predicted model, not a curated record. Gene Ontology annotation, molecular function: metal ion binding. Lineage: Eukaryota; Metazoa; Arthropoda; Insecta; Hemiptera; Delphacidae. The coding region runs from base 551 to 1270 and encodes 239 amino acids.
GUAAUCCAUUCAAAAUGAUAUGAGUCUUGUUCCCUCUCAUAAUUUUCCUGUUCUUGUAGAUGAAACCUAUAAAUAUUUUUCAACUAGCUUUGUUUUAAAAAUUCUAUAAAGGAAGUAGGCUUCAGUGUGAACAGAGCAUUUUAGCCCACUCCAUCCCUAUUCCUUGAAUUUGAGUUCACACAGUUCACAGUUGUGUUUUCAGUGCAGCCUGCAGUGUCGAGUUUUGUUGUUUUCUUGAGCAAAUGUGUGUGCUCUCCUUCUCAUUCCCAUGCUCUGUGCUGUGUUGUUUUCUUUCUUUAGCCUCUUUCUCUGUCUAAAUUCAUUUGUAUUGGUAUUUAGAAAAUGGGAACUUGUUGUUGACAUGAGUAGGCUAGGCCGAAUAUUUCUUGCUAGUUCUUCUAGUCCUAAAUUGUUUGAUUACUUACCUUCUUGCAAUUCAGCUGUCAUCUCAGUCUCCAGCUUAUAAUCCGAUUUUGGAAUUGAAAACUCAGUUUAUGAAUCUGUAAGCUAGUUAUAUUUGAGUUUGAAGAUCUAAAUCCUGGCAGACAAAAUGGAAUGUGUGAACGAUCAACCAAGUAAGAAGUUGAUAAGAUCCAAAUCAGGAUUGAGAAUAGUGGUAGCUAACGAAGAUCAAAGGAGUCCUUUUGUUAUCGGCGAACCACAGUGGACACCUGACAAAGAGGCUACUCAUUGCACUAAAUGUAGCACGAAGUUCGGAUUCACUACAAGAAGGCACCAUUGUCGAAGGUGUGGUCAGAUCUACUGUUCGUCAUGUUGUGAUGAAAAGCUUGAAAUUCCUCGCAUGUGCUUCAUUGACCCGGUUCGCGUCUGCUUGAACUGUGCGCCUGCCGUUUUAGAAGAGAAUAAAUUUUUCGAAUGCCAUCUGAAGACCCUAACUAACGGUGCCACAUUCAUGCUAGAAAAAGAAGAAAGUAUAAUCGACAGAGAAAAUGAAACUCUACAAUGUAAAUUAUCCCAAGACCACAGGUAUCUGAUUUUUGACGGUGCUAAAAUUGCACCUCUGGAAAUUGGAAAUAUAAGAAUAUUACGACUUCACAAAGAUCCGCAUUCAGCUUUCAUUGUUGAGGAUCCAUCUGCAGGUAUCACAUGCAUAGAUCUGGAAUACACGAGACAUGAAAGUAAUGUGCCCUCGAUUUUGAGACUUUCCACAAUUAAUGAGCCACAACAACAGAAAAUUGGCGCAUCAUGGUUACUGGCACUGCAACAGGCUUUCAAAAUGCAAGCCUGCAAUUACCAGCAGUAUGAUUAACCUCUCUUACGAGAAGAUGGAAAAAUACAUCGACAGAAACUUCGUAAUUUUUAUUAGAUGGUUGUUAGAUUUAGUUUCUGUAAGGAUAUAUUUUUAUCAAUAAUUCGGUGUAUGUGUACAGUUCAAUUUCGUAUACCUGGUUGCCAAAGUAAUACAUUGUUAUUACUAUUGAUGGGUCAAUAGUAAUAACUAUUGAUGGGUCCUUCUUAAUCGAACAAACAUUUUUACAAGAUGGGAAUUUUUAUUUUCCAACAAAUAAGAAAGAAGUCAAAGAAAUGUUUGUGCUCCCAAUAUCACAAAGUAGUUGGCAAAUCAAAACUGAUUAACAAAACUGCAAUAUCCAUAGAAAAUACAAACUUUUUAAAUUGAAUUUGAACCAAUCAACCCUUAAAUUUAAUGAAUAUCCCGUAUGUUCCCACUGCACUAUCCUUUGAGCACCGUAACAAAAUAACGUAAUGCAUUUGAAUGUGUAUCCAGAGAAGAUUAUAGUGAGACGUUUUUAAUCUCUAGAAUUAAGAAUUUUUUUUAAACCGUUGAAUCUGAACAAAUAUAUCAUGACAUCAGUGUAAAUUAAAUAAUGUGACUGGUAUGAAGAUAGAUCUGAAGUAGAUUCAAUUAAUAAUAUAGCUUUAUUAUUUAAUGACUGUUAGAUUUUAAUUCAUUUCUUAUAAAUGGAUUCUUAUUAUUAUAUUGUCUAGUGCUUUUAAUAAGAAUGGGUCAAUUUUAUAAUAAUUAUACUGAGGGUGAUACCCACAUAAGCUCUUAGGCUUGUGCGUGGGUAAUAUUGUUAUUCAAUAUUAUUUCUGUUAGCAGUAGUGUUUCAUUAUUAAUGGAAAAUUUUGAUAUUAAUUUAUUUGUUAAUAAUUUAAAUUAUAGUUUUGGGUGGUAGUAGAAAUUCUCUACUGUUAAAAUUUGUUUUCAACCUUGUUAUUCUCAGAAAAAACGAAUUAUUGAUAGUAUUAGCCUAAACUGUACCAAAAAAGCCAUUAUGAAUCUCUCCCUCUACUAUGUGUCAUUUUUAUAAAUAUCAAACUAAAUUUCUCAUAGAAUCAGUAAAAGAGUUUCAUGUUUAUAUUAACUUUUGAUAUAAUUACAGUUUUAAUUCAACUCGACUUGAACAGUCUUCUAUUUUGGACCUGAUGAGUUGAAUAUGUUCUAAUUUUAGUAUUGGACGUUAUAAUAUGUUGACGCUAUUCCUUUUAAUCAUUAUCGUUACCACUUGUUGAAUUAUAUUGGCAUUUACAGCACUGUUGAAACAGUUUAGUUAUAUAGUUACUUUUGUAGUGUUUUAUCAGUAUAUCAUUGUUCUUCCAGAUAUUUUAACAUUAUUUUUAAACGUAGACUUGCAUGUGCAACUUUUAUUAGUAAAACUAUUUUUAUAGAAAAUAAAAUAAUUUAUGAAAAAUUA